This is a messenger RNA of Carica papaya (papaya), 1918 nucleotides long. The record is from RefSeq and is a predicted model, not a curated record. NCBI's taxonomy places the organism in Eukaryota, Viridiplantae, Streptophyta, Magnoliopsida, Brassicales, Caricaceae.
UACCCAUUACAACCCAAACCCGAAACCGCUCUACAAACCAGAAAACAGAAAUCAGAAACCCCCGAUUUUUUCUCCAUCCUUCACCGUAAUGGAUUCCUUGCUAGCAAGCUACGCCUCCUCAGACGACGACGACGACGAGCGGCAACCACAACAACAACAUCACGCAGCUUCCUUCUCGUCCAAACAAACUGAACAGUCGUCGUCUUCUUCUUAUUCAAAGUUUUCUUCUUUUUCAUCGGUCGAUGAAGGUAACUCCGCGCCGGUCUCUGUAUCAAAAGCUUCUUCUUUAUUCUUUUCUCUUCCCCAACCUAAACAGAUCCCUCAAGUCCCCAAACACCCAGUUGAUGGUGGUAGACGGAAAGAUGAUCUGAAACCCUCGUCUGAACCCAACUCGUCUUCUCUUUUUUCGCGUCUUCCCCUGCCUAAAUCUCGAAAACCCGAAGAAUCCAUUUUCGAUUCGUCGUCUUUAGGCCCCACCCCAAAAAGGGUCGUUCAAUUCAGGCCUCCCAUUAGUCUUACCCCAGUUAAAUCCAUCGAGGAUGAGGACGAGGAAGAUGAUGGAGAAAAGGAGAGAAAGAGGCGCAAACAAUCGGAAUCUCAGGCUCAGCAUUCCUCUGUGAAGUCCUUCCUCUCCAGCAUUCCGGCCCCGAGGAAUUCCGGCACUUUAGGUGUUCUGCAGUCUUCAGGUCCGGCUCGAAGAUCCAUUGUUGAAACGGAAGCACCCCCGGCGAGUACCGGUGGUUCUGGAGAUGACAAUGAACCGAGUACCAAUCAAAAUGUUGAGAAUUUUGUCACCUACGAGUCAGGUAACAACCAAAGUGCCAUGAACUAUGCGCAACAUGAGGAGGUUGUGGAACACAGUUCAGUAAACUAUGAGUAUUAUGGACUGGGUGUUGGUCAAUAUCCGGCUAGUAAUGAGAACUACGGUGCUUAUGGGAGCUAUGACCAAAACGUUGGGAUUAGUGGUGAUGCUUCAGGUUAUGGAAGCUAUGAGAAUUAUGGUGCUUAUGCGAGUUAUGAUAAUCAAUAUGGGAAUACAUGGGAAGAUGGUUCUGGAACAACAAUGGUGCCCGAGGCAAAGGAGAUGGCUGAGAGUGCGGUGAAGGUGCCCGGCAAGAGAGGGAAGAACGAAGUUCCGACAGAGAUUGUUGAGGUGAAGCAGGAUGAAUUAAUGAAGAACCGGCCGAGAGAGGAUCAAAUGAAGUUGACCGGGAUUGCUUUUGGCCCUUCUUAUCAGGAAUAGUGUUGUUAAAAGGAAGAGUUUAAGAGAUGAGAUAGUUCCAAAGCUGUAGUUAGAUGUUUCCCUGGGGCGGCUGGAAGCUUUCUCCCUUGAGGAAAGGUACUUUGAAAAAUAUUAGGGGCCUGCGGGUAAUGAGGCAGCCAAUUAUGUUUUACAAUGAAUGGGUAUGAACUGUUGGCAAGGGGAUUAAUCUUCAUGAGUUGGACAGUUAACUCUAGGGGGUAAUAUUGAUAAGUGGUGAUUUUCCUGAUGUAGGAGUGAGAAUGAGUAGGUUUUCUAUCUUGCAUAAUUUCAGGAACUUAUCUGUUUCUUAUAGUAAAAAAUGUCCUAGGUCAGAAACCUCAUAGAGCUCUUUCUCCUGACUUCUGAUUAAUUCAUUGUCAUAAUUCCAUGAGCAAUUGCCACUUUUUUCUCCAUUUUUUUUAGACUUGUAUUUUGUGGAGUGUGACAUUUACUUUCUUGUUUUGGUCACGCACUAGCCUAGUGCUUUUUAUCUCUCUACCUUAUGGUGUACAAGGAAUACCAAGGAGUAUAUGGUGUUGUCAAGAGGCACUAUUUUACUGGUUUGUCGAUCAUGUGAUUGGCACAAAAUGUUAGGACUUUCUAAUUUCAUUUUCAACCAUAUCACAUUAUAUGGGACAAGCAAUUUUGUUUGCUUUGCAUGAGGCUUAAUCCAUG